Molecule: messenger RNA, 1344 nt
Organism: Chroicocephalus ridibundus (black-headed gull)
Lineage: Eukaryota; Metazoa; Chordata; Aves; Charadriiformes; Laridae
Gene: EVX2
Product: even-skipped homeobox 2
Exons: 3
Coding region: 1-1344 (447 amino acids)
Biological process (GO): regulation of transcription by RNA polymerase II
Cellular component (GO): nucleus
Molecular function (GO): RNA polymerase II cis-regulatory region sequence-specific DNA binding; DNA-binding transcription factor activity, RNA polymerase II-specific
Source: RefSeq, a predicted model, not a curated record
AUGAUGGAAAGAAUAAGAAAAGAGAUGAUCCUGAUGGAGAGAGGGCUGCACAGCCCUACAGCUGGCAAAAGGCUCUCGAAUUUGUCAGACUCAGCUGGAAAUGCGGUGCUGGAGGCCCUUGAAAAUUCUCCGCACAGUGGUCGCCUCAGCCCGAGACUGACUGCCGCCUCCCUGCACAGCGCUAUAGGGGACAUCUCCGCCAAAGGCAAAUUUGAAAUAGACACUUUAUUCAAUCUUCAGCAUCCGAGCAGUGAAAGCACCGUCUCCUCCGAAAUCCCGCCGUCGGAAAGCAGGAAGAAAAUCAGCCUUUAUUCCGAAGUUGCUCAAGAGGCAGAUAUGAACAGUGAUGUGGAGGUGGGCUGCUCCGCGCUCCGCUCCCCGGCCAGCCUGACUUCCUCCCAGCUGAAGGAAAACAGUAACAAAGGCUACGCGGAGAGCAGCCCGGCGCCCAGCACCCCGGCCGCCGCCUCCGCCGCCCCCGCCGCCGGCAUCGGCAGCCUGCACGGCGGCGGGGCGCUGGGGGGCUCGGCGGCGGGGGCCGACCAGGUGCGCCGGUACCGGACCGCCUUCACCCGCGAGCAGAUCGCCCGCCUGGAGAAGGAGUUUUACCGGGAGAACUACGUGUCGCGGCCGCGGCGCUGCGAGCUGGCCGCCGCCCUCAACCUCCCCGAGACCACCAUCAAGGUGUGGUUCCAGAACCGGCGGAUGAAGGACAAGCGGCAGCGCCUGGCCAUGUCCUGGCCCCACCCGGCCGACCCCAGCUUCUACACCUACAUGAUGACCCACGCAGCGGCCACGGGCAGCCUGCCCUACCCCUUCCACUCCCACGUCCCGCUCCACUACUACCCGCACGUCGGGGUCACCGCCGCCGCCGCCGCCGCCGCCGCCUCGGGGGCCGCCGCCGCGCCCUUCGCCACCUCCAUCCGCCCGCUGGACACCUUCCGCGCCCUCUCCCACCCCUACUCCCGCCCGGAGCUGCUCUGCAGCUUCCGACACCCCGGCCUCUACCAGGCGCCGGCCGCCGCCGCCGCCGGCCUCAAUAGCAGCGCGGCCGCCUCGGCGGCGGCGGCGGCGGCGGCAGCGGCGGCGGCGGCGGCGGGGUCGGGCCCGCCGGGGGGCUCGGCGCCCUGCUCCUGCCUCAGCUGCCACAGCAGCCAGACGGCGGCGGCGGCGGCGGCGGCGGCCUCGGCGCUGGGAUCGCGGGGCUCCGCCGCCGCCGAUUUCCCCUGCACGGCGGCGGGGCAGCGCUCCGAGAGCGGCUUCCUCCCCUACUCGGCCGCCGUGCUCAGCAAGGCCGCCGUCGCCUCGCCGGACCAGCGGGAGGAGGCGCCGCUCACCAGAUAA